GUCAGGGACAACAAGAGAAGUCGAGGCAAGCUGGCUACAUAUAGUAUUAGUGAGUCGCUCAUAUUGGCCAGGUCCGACACGUGCGCGCGUGGCAGCUAUUCGACGCUAACCCGGCCCGGAAACCAGGGUCCAUAACGUCAUCCCUCUGCACGCCCCAACGUUCACGCUUCACACGCAGUUGCCUACGCGUCGUCAAAAAGCCACGAUUUACGGAAGAAGGAUCUUCUGACUUCCUGCCACCCCAUCGCACACACCACACGCAAGAUGUCUGCCCAAACCGCGGCAACGCGCCUCCGCCGCACCUUCCACUACCCCUCCGAGUCUGACGACGAAGACGCCGUAGAAGCCGGCAUGGACGAACAAGACCAAGCGCACCUCCUCACCACUCUCUCAACCCACGACACGCACACAACCUCAACCUACACACACCUCCUCCUCGUGCUCCCGCUUCUCCCCAUCCUGCUCUACAUCCCACACUUCUUCCGCCUCUCCACCCUCCCUGCCGCCGGCCUCGCGAUCCCCUCCCUCCUCGCCUCCGCAUAUACCCUCUAUUUCCUCCCUCUACCUCCCGUGCAAAUUUCUGUCUCCCACGUCGUGGACCUGCAGUCCCCCUCUGCGAGAUCAAGAACAAAACCUGCCGAAACGAAAGCGGAAAGGCCGCCAGUGCCAUAUAUAUCCGAAGCGACGGCGGACUUGGUAGCGCGGUACAUCGUUGUCGCGAACGGGGCUUUGUGUGCGGUGCUUGCGAUUGCAGAGAUGUUGCAGGGGCGAUCGUGGGGCGAGGGAGUCACAGUGGGAGGAGGGUAUCUGCCUGGACUGGUUUUCACAGUAGUGAUGUUUGCGAGAAGGGAACUUAGGGCUGUGGAUAUGAGUGAGCUGGAGCGGUUGCAGUAUCAGAGUAAGGGUACAUGAAGAAGGAACAAUCUAGCUACAAACCCUUCCCCUCAUUGAUCGGGCACGCGGUGAAGUCUUUAGGUUGGGACUUGGGUCGCCGUGUGGAAGCCACACGAGUUCAUUCCAAAUUCAGACUGCCAUGUUUCGUAACAAGGUCAAGGACUUGGAGCCUGAGCCUCUCAGAGGUAACCAAAUGAUGCCUCUGACUUCGGAGCGAUGGUUCCGGAACCUGCCAGCUCUCAGAAAGAUUAAUCUCGUACAUUGUUUCAUUGAAGAGCGACCAGAAGCCGAACAUUAUAGCCCGUUUGAAGAGGUGCAACACGCUUGGCAAAGAGAUGGAGAUGAACCGCACACUCGUUACACAGAUAAACCAGAACAAGCUGGUUACGAAGCCCUCUACCCCAUUUUUCAGUCAUUAGACGUUCUAUACCGCGCACGUAUCGAGACUUACAAGUAAUAUCGGUGUUCAAGGUGUCACCCG
Paraphaeosphaeria sporulosa is the source of this 1375-nucleotide messenger RNA. RefSeq lists its product as uncharacterized. The record is from RefSeq and is a predicted model, not a curated record. Lineage: Eukaryota; Fungi; Ascomycota; Dothideomycetes; Pleosporales; Didymosphaeriaceae. The transcript has 2 exons. Bases 265 to 912 code for a protein of 215 amino acids.